Aegilops tauschii subsp. strangulata is the source of this 1002-nucleotide messenger RNA. The record is from RefSeq and is a predicted model, not a curated record. Lineage: Eukaryota; Viridiplantae; Streptophyta; Magnoliopsida; Poales; Poaceae.
AUGGCAAAGGGAAAGGGAAAGUAUGGUGAUGAAGGUUCCCGGCAGAGAACCAUGAGCUGGGAUGAUGAACAAACUAAGUUCAUGGUGAAUUGGUACAUCGAGUACCGAAAAGAACAGCAUGCAGGCUUCGUAUUCAAGAAGCAACACCAUAUGAAGUGUGCUGAUGUUUUAAACAAAGAGUUUGCUAUGGGGGGUACACUUGACCAAGAUGAUUGUCACUACGGACAUUACAAAGAGAAUUGGACGAUAGUUGAGACAGCUAUGAAUAAGAGUGGCAAUGGUUUUGACAAAAUAAAAUGCAAAGUAACAAUUUCAGAGUCGGGAAAGGAGCAACUUAGUGAUAGGGCCAGGCGCUUGCUCUCUAAGCCCAUCAAAUUCUUUCAUGAGAUGCAAGAACUUUUCUCGGGCAUGAAUGCUGAUGGUUCCCUUGCCAUGGAUCCGGAAACAGGCUUGGAUGAUGGAAGCGGACCAUCUGACUCUGACUCGGAAUAGCUGAAUGACAUGUUCAUUUAUCCACAAAGUAUUGACCUUGAAGGCCCAAACAAUGAGGGUAUGCGCAGUUUCCUAUCUUACAGAAGUGACAAAACUUUGGAGACCUGGGUAUACCAAUUCAUUUGCAAGCAUGAAGAUCGUAUGCAGUUACUAUUGAUUCCUGGUAGUACAUGCUUCUGGUGUUAUUUGGCCUCCUUUUGCUGCUAAUGGCUGUUAUGCAUGAACUUGGUGAAAAUGCUUUUGGGUGUUGUUCUGACUUUUGUUGCUACUGAAGAUUGUUGAACUAUGCAGAGCGACCUGAUGCUUGUGUAGUACUGCUAAUAUGACCAACUAUGUAGAUUUGCAAGUAGUUCCUAGGUGCAAGAACUGUUAGUUGCUUAUGUAUAAUAGCAUCGAUCAUGUGAUAUUUUGUUGCUAUACUGGUUGGUGUGAACCAGUGCAAGUGGUUACUGUAAUGAACUAUUGCAUGUGAUGUUUAAUGGAUUAUGAUAAGCUAGAUUGAUUGCUCUA